AUGAUCCCACUAUUUGUAGUUCUGUUAGCCCUAAAUCUUGGGUUGGCCAGCAAAGCUCAGGUGAAUCUUCAUGAAACGAGCCAUUUCCUCUUUGCUACAGUGGGCGACAGCAUCACCUUAACCUGCGACUAUGAAGACAAGAACAAAAUGCUUGGUGCCAUGCAAUACUGGUACAAGGAAAGUUUGGGCACGAAACCAACACGCAUUUCUUCAUUCUCUAAAUAUUAUCAAACCAAAAGUUUGCAUGGAGAAUUCAACCAAAGCCAUCGUUUCACACUGGAUGCUGACCAUGAGAAUAAUAACCUGAAUAUAAAACAUGUCCAAAUGUCCGACUCAGCAGUUUACCUGUGCAUAACUUGUUUUCUACAUAAUGUAGACAUCAUAGAAAGUGUCACUUUGAUUGUGAAGAGUUUGAGCCCAACAGCUGAGGUCCGUCAGUCUCCACAUGAAGACACAGAACCAGGACAUUCUGUGACUCUAAACUGUAACGUCACGACUGAGAGCUGUGAAGGAGAGCACGGGGUUCACUGGUUCAAACAGUCUGAAGAGUCUGCUGCAGGAGUCCUUUACAGUCAUGGAGGCAGCAGUGAUCAGUGUGAGAGCAAUACAGACAGUCCAACAAAGUCCUGUGUCUACAAACUCCCCAUACACAAUGUGAGCUCAGAGCAGACUGGGACCUACUACUGUGCUGUGGCUGCCUGUGGACAAGUCCUGUUUGGGAAUGGGACCAGGAUCUGUUUAAAAAAUGACUCUGACAAUAUGGUUUACUUUCUGAGUGGAGUUUCUGUAUUCAGCAUAAGCCUGGUCAUUUUGCUCACAUUUUGCCUGUACACGCAAAGCAAGACAGACACAUGCAUGAGAAAUUCUACAACAAAGACUAAGGAUUUCCCCAAAUUUCUCCAGUACAGGGCCACAGAACAGGUGAACAGAAGGAGCGGGCAGACACCUGACACAUGGAGUGAAUGCAUCUACUUCAGUGUGGAAAAAUGA
Messenger RNA from Periophthalmus magnuspinnatus, 990 nucleotides. RefSeq lists its product as uncharacterized. The transcript is spliced from 5 exons. NCBI's taxonomy places the organism in Eukaryota, Metazoa, Chordata, Actinopteri, Gobiiformes, Gobiidae. Gene Ontology annotation, biological process: response to bacterium. The record is from RefSeq and is a predicted model, not a curated record. Bases 1 to 990 code for a protein of 329 amino acids.